Messenger RNA from Nothobranchius furzeri (turquoise killifish), 2891 nucleotides. It is a transcript of the gene p4ha1b, whose product is annotated as prolyl 4-hydroxylase, alpha polypeptide I b. Gene Ontology annotation, cellular component: endoplasmic reticulum. The record is from RefSeq and is a predicted model, not a curated record. NCBI's taxonomy places the organism in Eukaryota, Metazoa, Chordata, Actinopteri, Cyprinodontiformes, Nothobranchiidae. Gene Ontology annotation, molecular function: protein binding; procollagen-proline 4-dioxygenase activity; L-ascorbic acid binding. Gene Ontology annotation, biological process: peptidyl-proline hydroxylation to 4-hydroxy-L-proline.
GGGCCAAGACGACUCGUGUAGGCUUUUUUUUUAAACCUAAAAAUAACGACAGCCCCCUAAAACGCGUACAUGGUAGACUGCACGUAGCUUCCAGGCCCAUGCUUUUCCUAAAUCCUGCCUCAAACCAGCUGAUAGCCAACGGUACACCGAAACAUCACAGAUAGGAGGAUCCACCCGAAUAUCCUCACCGUUAACUUCUUCACCAGAGGAGCUGGCCGCGGAGAAGUUACUGCAGCUACUGGACGCUCUGGGCGAGAAUGGAGCCAACGCUAACAUGUCGGUGUAUAUUGCUGCUGAGCUGCAUGCAGCUGCUAUCAGCUCACAAUGACUUCUUCACCUCUAUAGGCCAGAUGACGGAUCUGUUGUACACCGAAAAGGACCUUGUCACGUCAUUGAAGGAUUACAUCAGAGCAGAGGAGAGCAAACUGGAGCGGGUCAAAUGGUGGGCUGAUAAGUUGGAUUCCUUGUCAGCAGUAGCCACACAGGACCCUGAAGGUUUCCUGGGCCACCCUGUUAACGCCUUCAAACUGAUGAAGAGGCUGAACACAGAGUGGGCAGACUUGGAGAGUCUUGUACUUAGUGACACAACUGAUGGAUUUAUUUCCAACCUGACCAUCCAGAGGCAGCAUUUCCCUACAGAGGAGGAUCAAACUGGGGCUGCUAAAGCUCUCCUUAGAUUACAAGACACUUACAAACUGGAUGCCAACACCAUCUCUACGGGAAACCUGCCAGGAGUGAAACACAAGAGCCAGAUGACGGUGGAGGACUGUUACGAGCUGGGUAAAAUUGCCUACUCGGAUGUGGAUUAUUAUCACACUGAGCUGUGGAUGGCCCAAGCCCUGAAACAGCUCGAUGAGGGGGAGGAGUCCACCAUAGAUAAGGUGACAGUGCUGGACUACCUGAGUUAUGCCAUCUACCAGCAAGGGGAGAUGGAGCGCGCUCUGGAGUACACCAAGAGGCUGCUGGAACUGGACCCAGAGCAUCAGCGUGCCAAAGGCAACGUGAAGUACUUUGAAUUCCAACUGGAGAAGCAGAGAAAAGCAGAAGAAGAAGAAAGUAAAAAACAACCAGAAAGACCGAAAAGGGAAACGCCAGAGAAGAGGAAAAAAAAGACUAAAAAGUCUUUUUCUUUGGUCCCGGAGAAGAAGAAGUAUGAAAUGCUUUGCCGUGGGGAGGGUAUCAAAUUGACACCAGCCAGACAGAGCAGGCUGUUCUGUCGUUACUAUGACAACAAUCGCAACCCCAUGUAUGUGCUGGCACCUGUGAAACUGCAAGAUGAGUGGGAUCGCCCUCAUAUUGUUCGCUACCUGGACAUCAUCUCAGACGUGGAAAUUGAGAAGAUAAAACAGCUGGCCAAACCCAGACUACGCAGGGCAACCAUCUCCAACCCCAUCACUGGAGUUCUGGAAACAGCUUCGUACAGGAUCAGCAAAAGGAGAGCCACGGUGCAUGACCCCCAAACAGGGAAACUUACCACAGCCCAGUACAGAGUCUCCAAGAGCGCUUGGCUCACGGCUUAUGAAGAUCCAAUGAUUGAAAAGAUCAACCAGAGGAUUGAGGAUCUCACAGGUCUGGAAAUGGACACAGCCGAGGAGCUGCAGGUGGCGAAUUAUGGUGUUGGAGGACAGUACGAGCCCCACUUUGACUUUGGAAGGAAAGACGAGCCGGAUGCCUUUAAAGAACUGGGCACCGGGAAUCGCAUAGCAACCUGGCUCUUCUAUAUGAGUGAUGUGACUGCAGGUGGAGCCACAGUUUUCCCAGAUGUAGGGGCAGCAGUUUGGCCUCAGAAGGGCUCGGCUGUGUUCUGGUACAAUCUGUUUGCCAGCGGGGAAGGAGACUAUAGCACGCGGCAUGCAGCCUGUCCUGUGCUGGUGGGCAACAAGUGGGUUUCAAACAAGUGGAUCCACGAACGAGGCCAGGAGUGGCGGCGACCCUGUGGUCUGAAUGAAACAGAAUGACUUUUUUUAAAGCCCCCAAAACAACACAACCUUCCUAAUGAAAUCUCUUUCUCACACUUUUUUAUUUCUUGAUCAUUGAGGAUCAAAAGAACGCUGCUGCAGAUCACAGAUGACAACCCCCAUGUCUUUCUGCAAACACUCCUUUUUCUCCCCCCACCUGCUAGAUUUGGAUCCCAGGGAUUGUUUUGGCUAACACCGGGCUCCUGGCCAGCAUCACCAUGAUGGAUAACGUGUUCUUAAAGUUGUCGAAUGGUUUCGAGAAACAAUUGAGCUGCGUUCACUUCCACGAGUUUUACUUUGCACGCUGAAUGAACCUCCAGCUUCAGUUGUGAUUGCAGGGACCACCCCCUUUAAGAUAUACCAUAAGGGGAUAUUUUACAUUUUUAAAGAGGUAUGCCUGAUUAAGUAUCAUUUCAUGCAAAAGAAGAUCAAUUUUCCCUUUUAUUUUUUAAAGAAAAUGAAAUAAACAGUGAAAACUCACCACAGGGCAUAUUUAAUGCUCUUCAGCAGCUAUUUUGUUAAUUAUUUGUCUUCCAAACUGAUUGUCCGCUGGAUUUUCUUUAUUUCACAUAUGUAGGUGGAUUUUGCCUUCCCCCAUUUAGAAUUAAAACCCAGAGAUGGUGCCUUGUGGCAGUAAGGGGGGGGUCACACUCCAAAGAGCUGGAAAAUCCGACCACACACUGAGGGCUGGUUGUGUUUUGAAUGACAAGAAUCCUUAAGUUACACAACAGGCGGUGAAUAUUAAAGCCUAUGCAGCACCAUUUCCACACACUGUAUUGUGUUGAUUUCAUUUUUCAGUCUGUGUUCAAACUUUAUCCUUUUUUUAAAAAAAAAACGGUGUCAAAGUUUGCUUGGCAUUUAUUUAUGUGUCCCAAGAAAGUUGAUGUGGCGUUAUUGUUGUUAUACUCAAUAAACAUUACUGGAUGUUUGACA